AAAUACGUGUACUUAAUAUUUUUGUCUACCUUUUAUACGGUCUAGCUAUAAGCAGCAAGUAUAUGUAAUGUAUUCAAUCUUACCCCGAGGCACAGAUGUGCACGGCAUAUCGUCACUGUUUGUACUGAAGUCAGUGUGCACUUUUCGAGAUUCCACAUCAGAUAGGAAGGUGUGAUGUCAGUAAAAGAAAUGGAUGCCUUACAAACUUCAUCGAGUGAAAGUGAUAUAAAGCAAGUUCUGAAAUCAGAUGAAUGCGAUACAACACAUUUUAGAAAUAACUCUCACUCUGUCAGAAUACUAAAAGAUUUACAAUCUCUACGCAAAAAUGAAGUUUUAUGUGAUAUUAGAUUUGAAACAGAUGAUGGAUGUGUAACGUUUGGUCAUAAAAAUGUUUUAAUGGCAUCUAGUUCAUAUUUCGGUUCAAUGUUCGAAUUGUGGAAAAUUGGAAAACCCGGCAAAAACACCGUUAGUAUAAAAAAAAUAGAUUCCCCUGUCUUACAACUAUUAUUAGAUUAUAUUUACUCGGGUGAAAUUAUAGUCACAAAAGAAAAUGCACAGGCUUUGUUGCCAGCUGCCAACAUCUUACAGAUAGAUUUUGUAAGUAAUGCAUGUGCUGAAUUUUUGAAAAAACAACUAUAUGCAUCAAAUUGUCUUGGUACCAAAGCGUUUGCCGACUUACACAACUGUACGGAAUUGUUGUCGAGCUCUGAAGUAUACAUUAAAAAACACUUUUUAGAAGUGGUUAAAAGUGAUGAGUUCCUAUCUUUAUCUUCUGAAGAUGUACUUAAGCUUAUCUCCUGUAAUGAUCUGUUUGUCCCACUUGAAGAAAAAGUAUUUGAAUGUGUUAUUAAAUGGGUAACUCAUGAUUUGGAUCAGAGAAGAGAUUUUUUGGCAGAAUUAAUGGAACAUGUGCGUUUGCCAUUAUUAGAGCCUGAUGUAUUGUUUAAAAUAUCUGAAGAAACUCUUCUAAAUAACAGUCCUAAAUUAAUGCUUUUAGGUAAAGAUUAUGUAUUUGACGCAUUACAAUUUAAUCUACAAAAAUCAGUUCAGCAUUUCACCAUUCCAAAAACAAUUAGGUGUAAGCCUAGACAGUUUGGUUGUUCUCAAAAAGUUAUUCUAAUGUUCAAUCGGUCUGAGACAUUCAAUAAGUGUUGUACACAUUGGUAUGACCCAUCGACUAAACUACAAGAGAUUGCACCAGAGUUGAAUGGUUGUCGCUGGGAUGCUGGUCUUGGUGUAAUUGGAGAUCAAUUUGUGUUUGUUAUAGGAGGGAUAAAUAGUUUAAGUUCAAAAUCUGUUAGUAUGCUUGAUGUAUCUUCACUAUCACCUUCUUGGUGUCCAAUGGUCGACAUGUUAGUUAGUCGAAAAAGAUUAGGAGUUGGUGUGUUGGACGAUUGCAUUUAUGCUGUUGGCGGAGAAGACGGUGACAUUGUAUUAAAUAGUGUAGAGAUAUUUGAUGUCAGUAUUCAAAAAUGGCGAAUGGUGUCUAGUAUGUCUACUAAGAGAUUUGAUCUUGGUGUUGGUGUUCUCAAUAAUUGUUUAUACGCGGUCGGAGGUUCUGAUAGUAAAUGUUGUUUGAAAUCUGUGGAAUAUUAUGAUCCCACACUUGACACAUGGACAUCAAGUGCAGAAAUGUCUAUUGGUCGCCAAGGUGUUGGUGUAGGAGUAUUGGAUGGUGUUAUUUAUGCUAUUGGCGGCUACAAUGGAGUUAAGGAUCUGAAAAGUGCUGAGGUUUAUAGACCUUGUGAUGGAGUAUGGUCUUCUAUUGCCGAUAUGCAUUUUUCCCGAUUUUGCCCAGGAGUAGCUGUAUUAGAUGGUUUAUUGUAUGUUAUUGGAGGAGAAAUAGAAGAACCCUUUAUGGAUACUAUGGAAGUUUUCAACCCCGACACCAAUACUUGGACUAUUGAGACAUUGUCAAAAAGUUAUGUACGAUUUUAUGGUGGAGUAGUCGUUGAUAAACCACCACGAGAUAAAUAAUCAGCAUAUAGAAUGGUCUCAUUGUUGGUAGUAAUGUAAACAUGUUAAUGUAUAAUUUAAAUUGAUUAUGUACAAAUUUAGUAAAUAAGCUAUAGAAUUAAUUUUAUUGCAGUAAAUCAGUUAAACUCACAUAAUAUAUUAUUUACAUUAUAUCUUUUAUAUUCUGUGCUGAGUGAUUUUGGUAUGAUUUCUUUUUUGCAUACAUGUUCAGUACUAGUUUGUUUUAUUUGAUUCUUGAUA
Myzus persicae (green peach aphid) is the source of this 2217-nucleotide messenger RNA. RefSeq names its product ring canal kelch homolog. NCBI's taxonomy places the organism in Eukaryota, Metazoa, Arthropoda, Insecta, Hemiptera, Aphididae. Gene Ontology annotation, molecular function: protein binding. The transcript is spliced from 12 exons. The record is from RefSeq and is a predicted model, not a curated record. The coding region runs from base 175 to 1977 and encodes 600 amino acids.